Durusdinium trenchii is the source of this 981-nucleotide messenger RNA. The record is from the annotation of a GenBank genome assembly. Lineage: Eukaryota; Dinophyceae; Suessiales; Symbiodiniaceae.
AUGACCACUCGGAAGGCGGUCACCACCUUUGCCAGGUGUCGGAAAGAACUCACCAAAGCCACAGAGUUGCUGAAAGAAAUCAAGGCUGGCAGACUGCAGCAGCAUGAGGUGGGCGUGGCCAUCUCCAGCUGUGCAAAGUCCACUAGGUGGCCUGAAGCGGUCGAACUGCUCCGUGCUGUGCCCUUGCCCAAUGUCGUCAUCUACAACGCCACCAUCAAUGCCUGUGCCAAAGCGCAGCAGUGGGCCUUGGCGGUGCAACUCUUGCGCGAGAUGCCCGAGAGGCGGUUGAGCCCCAAUGUGGUGAGUUUCAGCACUGCGAUGAGUGCUUGCCGGAGCCAAUGGCAGCGAUGCCUCCAAUUGCUGGAAGCUUUGUGUGAAGAGGCGAAGCCCAACUCCAUCAGUUUUAAUGCGGCCAUCAACGCUUGCGUUGGUCGGUGGCAGGUGACCCUGCAGCUCUUGCACGAAAUGGACUCAAGGCUCAUGGAUCCUAAUUUAAUCAGCUUCACUGGUGCCAUGGGCGCUUGCACCACAGGCAGCCAAUGGCCGAAAGCAUUGAGCCUGUUCCGGCAGCUGCGGCAAUGGAAGCACCUACCCGACCUCAUCAGUUGGAAUGCAGCGAUGGCGGCGGCUGAAGCAGGCGCCAAGUGGCAACUCAUCAUCCAGCUCUGGAAGGAGAUGACCAUGGCACCGAACAACAUCAGCUUCACCUCGGCCAUCGCGGCCUGCGAGGCAGCGAGCCAGUGGCGAAAUGCCUGCGACUUCCUGAGGCUCCGAAGCUGUUUCUUCACAUAUGUGAAGACCUCCAUUGGGACGAUGGGUGCGCUCGCUGAAACAGGGCAUGGCGCGCGUUGGCAUUGGCGCCCCCAACGCUGGCGCCGCCUUGAACAGCUGCACCAGGGGCGCCGCCUGGCCACAAGCCCUGGAGAUUCUGCGGCAGAUGCCACAAUGGCAGGUGCCGGAAGACAUGUCGGACGGUUGUAG